This is a messenger RNA of Menidia menidia (Atlantic silverside), 1731 nucleotides long. The record is from the annotation of a GenBank genome assembly. NCBI's taxonomy places the organism in Eukaryota, Metazoa, Chordata, Actinopteri, Atheriniformes, Atherinopsidae.
CUGCUUUGGUUUCAGACCAUGGUUGAAAACUCUCCUUCUCCUUUGCCAGAGAGGGCUAUUUAUGGAUUCGUUCUUUACCUUGGUUCUCAGUUCGGCUUCUUUCUUUACUGCCUGUGGGCGUUUGUACCAGAGGAGUGGCUCCAUUCAAUAGGCCUCACCUACUGGCCUCAAAAGUAUUGGGCCCUUGCUCUGCCAAUCUAUCUGCUGGUUGCAUUAGCUGUGUGUGUGGUGGUGCUGUUCGGAGUGAACAUGACCAACACAGCCCCGCUGGACUCUGUGGACAACAUCACAGGUGAGAUGUGUACGCACAAGGCCAGAGGGCAGAAGGCUAUAGGAAGGGAGGUAUACCGCGGCUUUGCGACGUUUCCAUCAGUGAAGUCAACAAAAUAUUCUAUUUGUCACCAAGGACCUGAAGGAAAGAAAAUGAGAAUUUCGGGGAAUGUUCGGAUGAUUUAUUUUGAGGGCAGCACCGCGUGGCUGAUGCACAUUUUGAUUCGCCAGAAGAAGAGACUAUUGCUUUUCCAGUUUACUGUCGAGCCCCCAGCUGAGGUAGUGCAGCUGUUUGGCACACAUCUGGCGCAGGUCUCGCCUCUUCCCGGGGGCUGCUGCGGGGAUAGGAUGGCUUUCCCGGGCCCGGUGUGGCUGGCGGUGCAGGAGGAGCUCCUGGGUUACGCGGAGGAAAACAAUGGCGCCCCGAGCUGCUUCGACCACUUCGACGACAAAGACUUGUUCGAGAUGUUUCACCUCACCAGACCCUGCAUCUCCUUCAUCACGGAGGCCGUCCGCGUCCGCAUGAAGGCGGUGGCCUUCAAGAAACCCCUGCCCUCCGUGGACGCCAUGAUCAUGAUGUCGCUGCACUAUUACGCGCACGGAGUCUUCAACCUGGGCGUCCUGCAGAGAGCCAUCAGCUCCCCGCCGGCCAGCCUCACGGCCGUGGUCAGCUCCGUGUCCGGCGUGCUGGCGGGGAUGUCGGACGUGUUCAUCUCCUUCCCCCUCACCCCGGGGGCCAGGGAGAGGACCGCCGCGAAGAUGGAGGACUUCUGCCGGAUCCCCGGCGUGCUGGGCGUCCUGGCGCCGGCCCACUUCAAGAUCAGAGCCUCCCCCUACGAGAAGGACUCGUUCAAGUGUUUCGUCAACGCCCUGGGCUACACGUCCGUGGUCAGCCAGUUCAUCUGCGACUCGGAGGGCAACAUCCUGAGCGUGGAGAAGUGCUGCGCGGGCAACACGCCCGAGCAGGAGAUGUGGCAGUCCUCGUUCCAGGGCAGGGAGGUGGAGGAGGACCUGCACGGGCCGUUUUGGUUGAUCGGUGGGAAAGGCUACAACCCCAGCAAGCACGUGUUGACUCCUGUGUUGAAGCCUGCGAACAACAAGGAGGUCCGGUUCAACGAGGCCCACACCAGGGCCCACAACGUCAUGCAGAUCACGCUGGGCUCCUUGAAGAGGCGCUUCAGCUGUUUGAUGCAGCUGGGCUUUGCCGACGAGGACGCUUUGAACAAAAAGUCAAACAUUAUCAAGGCAUGCAGCGUGCUGCACAACAUAGCUAAAAAAUUCUCCGUCCCACUUCCGCCUGAGUCCGGUCAGAUCGAGCCUCUGUUUCCCGGGAGGCAGCAUUUGGUGCCAGCAGAAGACAGCUCUGAGGCGCUGAAUGCUAGAGAGAAACUUAUUGACAGGAUCUUCACAGCUCCUCCCAGUAAUCAGGGGCCGUCGGGUCCCACAAAUGAAGAAGUGUAA